CGUAGGGUGGUAGCCACGUUCACAUUCUGAGAACACAGGCAACAUAUGGUUAUUUGACUUCCUCUUUCUAAUUCUUAUGGGCCUUCUCAGAGUACCACUCUCCGGUCGUCCUUCGCAGAUGGGGGAGAAGCCUGGCUUCUGGUGAGAUGGGCUUUCCCUGCCAUUGGCCAGGCCAGGUCCCCAUGCUUCUGUGGCUGCUGCUGACCCUGGGAACAUUUCCAAAAGCUUUUCUUCUCCUCAAACCUCCAUGGUCUACAGCCUUCAAAGGAGAGAAAGUGACUCUCACCUGUGAGGCUGACCAUUCUCCUGCCCAGGGAUAUACAUCUUGGUAUCACAACUGGGCUUUCUGGGUAACCGGCUCUAAAACAAUCCAAACACAGAAGUCUGGACAUUACGCAUGCAAGACCCAAAGAUCUUCCAUCAGUGACCCCGUGCAUGUGGAAUUUUUAUCUGAGUGGCUGAUCCUCCAGGCCUCACACCCUGUCUUUGAAGGAGAUGAUGUAGACCUGAGGUGCCGGGGGAAGAAUGAAGAAGAUAUUAAUGAGAAGAUUUACUACAGAAAUCAAAAAGAAAUUGGUCGUCAUCUCUCAAAGUUCACACUACGUUCAGUCUCCAGGGACAAGAGCGAAUAUCAUUGUACUGCUUCUGGGGAAUCUUUCUGGGGGCCAUGGGAAGAAACUUCAAAACCUUUGAAUAUCCAAGUUCAAGAGCUGUUUCCACAUCCUGUGCUGAGAGUCAGCACCCCCCAGCCCAUCGAGGGGAGCCCAGUGAACCUGAAAUGUGAGACCUGGCUCCCUCCACUGAGGUCAUACAUUGAGCUUCAGUUCUGUUUCUUCAGAGAAGAUAAGGUCCUGGGAUCUGGCUGGAGCAGCUCCCCGGAGCUCCAGAUUCCCACCAUGUGGAGUGAAGAUUCCGGGUCCUACUCGUGCCAGGCAAACGCAGUGACUCCCAAUAUCAGUAAAAAAAGCCUGAGAUCCUGGAUACGUGUAAAGAGGAUCCCUGUGUCUGAUGUGAAUCUAGAGAUCCAGCCCCCUGGGGGCCAGCUGAUUGAAGGAGAAGAUCUGGCCCUUAUCUGCUCAGUAGCCAAGGGUACAGGGACUGUCACAUUCUCCUGGCACCGGGAGGGCACGGAGAGGAGCUUGGGCAGGAAGACGCAGCGUGCCCUGUCCGCAGAGCUGCGGAUAGCUGCGGUGAGGCAGCAGGACGCUGGGAGGUACUACUGUGCGGCCGACAACAUGCACGGCCCCAUCCUCAGUAGACGGAUCAGAGUCAAUCCGAGAAUUCCAGCGUCCCGCCCUGUCCUCACCCUCAGGACACCCAGAACCCGGGCCAUGGUGGGGGACAUGGUGGAGCUUUGCUGUGAGGCCCAGAGGGGCUCUCCCCCGAUCCUGUACCGGUUUUAUCACGAGGAUGUCACCCUGGGGAGCAGCUCGGCCCCCUCUGGAGGAGGAGCGUCCUUCAACCUCUCUCUGACCACAGAACAUUCCGGGAACUACUCCUGUGAGGCCGACAAUGGCCUGGGGGCCCAGCGCAGCGAGGCGGUGCCACUUUCCGUCUCAGUUCCAGUGUCUCGCCCCGUGCUCACCCUCAACCCUGCCAGGGCCCAGGCUGUGGUGGGAGAUUUGUUAGAGCUUCGCUGUGAGGCCCAGAGCGGCUCUCCCCCGAUCUUAUACUGGUUUUAUCACGAGGAUGUCACCCUGGGGAACAGCUCGGCCCCCUCUGGAGGAGGAGCAUCUUUUAACCUCUCUCUGACCACAGAACAUUCUGGAAACUACUCCUGUGGGGCUGACAAUGGCCUGGGGGUCCAGAGAAGUUACACAGUGACACUCAACUUCACAGAGUUUUCCACGAACAAAGUAACCCACAUCACUGUGGGCGUCAUCGGGUGCCUGCUAAGCCUGCUUGUCCUUGCUGCUAGUGCUUCUUUGGUGAGUCACUUCAGGACCCAAAGGAAAUCAGGAGGACUCGCUACCACCGGAACACCCAGUUACAGUCCCAAGGAGCAUUGGAAGCCUUCCUGGUCCGGACCCCCCCGCACAGACCCCCGAAGGCCCACCCCCGGUGAGCCGCCUGCCCUGAUGGAGCUGCAGCCCGUGUACAGCAAUGUGAGUCCUGGAGAUGACAACCUGGUCUAUUCCCAGAUCUGCAGCAGCCAGCAUUCAAAGGAAAAUCCAGGUGAGACACCUUCCAGACAAGUGGAGGUGAGGCGGCCAUGUGUGAGUGGAUCCAAGAGGCGGCUUCUGAUCGGGCCUCUCAAAUAUGAGUGGGACACGGAAAGAAGGCAUCCUCUCCUCCCUUGCAGCCAUCCUAUGGCUGUGUCCCUUCCCACAGACCCGUGUCCACUGCCACCGGACCCCACACACUCUCUGGGGACAGACACUAUUGUUUCCCACAAACAUACUGGUAACAUCUAGUGCAGUGCUUCGAAAACUAGGGCCUCUUCAGAUAGCGUUCUGAAAGACUGUAUGACCAGUGCUUACUGGGGUCAGCCUCUCGUAACCUGAUGCGUAGACGAUCAUAAUUCUCCCAACUGGCAUCUUUAUUUCUCAUCUCGUCCUCCUCUAGCCCCCAACACUCUGUCUCCAGCACAAUCCCUCUGAGAUGCCCUGCUGUUCACACCCCGGCCCAGGUUAACUGCCUCGGUGGCUCGUCGUUCCACAGCUGGACCCUUGCCUCCCCCUGCACUUCGGCCCCUCCUCAAAGCUCCAUCCUCACCCCAGCCGCGCUGACCCUUCCCAUUUUCCUGAUUAUACUGGGCUGUUGCAUGCUUUGGUGCUCUUGUGUCUCUGUCCCGAUUCGUCCUUACCCCCACCUAGUUUACCCGGCAGCCCCUGCUCACAUGUCAGGACAUAGUUCGGGGACCUCCGUGAAGCUUCCUGCUAGCUCUCCCUGCGUCCGAGCCUGGGAGGAUGGGUUACCCGUACGGCAACAACAGAGUUCAGUACGGGUUUCUAUCUUGGUGUCCAUCGUACUUGUUGCAUACAUUUAUACAUCAGCGUUCACCUUAAAAAUUAUAGGCUCCUGGGGUACAUGGACCGAGUUUGUGUUGUUUCUCUGUCCUUGUAGCUUAUCAGUGCUUCAUAGUAGGUCAUUAUUCAUUGAGUGCUUAUUGGCUAAAUAAAUAAAAGAGAUCCAGAGGACCCUUGGAAAGAUAAAAGAAACACACACUGAAUUUUCUUAAUGCUUCACUUCAGAUCUUCACCGGGAAUUUGCUGUGUGGCCUUAGAACGUCAACCCCCUCUCCAGCCUCCUCCACUUUCCUUGCAUGGAGCCAACCCGUGUGCCUCUUUUCCCCAAUCAGUGCAGCCACAGAGGCCCUGAACGGGGUGGGCUGGGAGCACAGGGGCCACUUUGCUGGGGUGAUGAGCAGUGGAGAGAGAAAGAAAUCAUCAGGAAAGUCACUCUGGGCAUUUGGGGGGCAGGGGAAAGUUCUAUCCGUGUAUGGGGUUGGGAUACUCUGAGGCUUGGAAGAAUCCAGCAGAGCAAACCACCAAGAGCUGAGUCCGCAGAGGAGAGAUUUUGAAAUGCGUUGUGAGUGCAUUGUAAGUUGGAAUACGUCACCCACAGUCUAAUACUUUUCUUCCCUCCUCCAUCCAACAGCACAUGCACCAAGGACACGUUGGAAGGAUGAGGUGGGUCCCCCUUUCCGGCUCCCUCUCCCCUCUGCUCCUCCUCGCCUGUACUAAGGUACUUACUGUUUGUGGGGUCCCCACCAGGAACCCGCAAUCAUCUAUUCAGAGGUGAAGAAGGUGCACCCAGAUGACCCCGAAGGGCAGGCCCACGAAGAUGCUGCAGGAAACUAUGAGAAUGUCUCCUGGGCACCGCCAGCCCUGGACUGCUAGCCCCCUGCCCAGGGCGGCACACAGGGACCCUGGGAGCAGCCUAUGCCUUCCCCCUGUUCUCCGCAACCACGCACCCUCCGUCUGUCCAGGAGGCUGGGAGAAAGGUCUGCCCCACCCCGCCAUGCCUGAACCUGUGUGCGCUCUGGGAACAGAAGGGGCAUUCCAGUAAACACUGCAUUUCUUCACAGGAGAGACACGUGGGAAGGCAGGGCCAGUGGGCCUUUACCUCCUGGGCCCGUGGAACAGAGGAGGAAGGGCGAAUGGUCUAGCCAGGACCACGAGGGUACAGUCAUGACCAUGUGCUCAAAGUGGGAUCGAAAGCUUCGAAUGUGCCAUCUCUUCGCAAACAAUUUGCUCUAAAUACUUUGUUUCCCUUUUUUAGAUAGACAGCCGGUAAAUGACGUCAACGAGUAAGAUCAAUACAGAUACAGGACACACACACCCCCAUGCACUUAGAAUUUGGGGCCUUCACCAGUCUUCCUCUCUCCCAAGAUCAAACUUCCCCCGUACCUGUAGCAGCCGAGUUUCGCUGUUUAAUUGCUCGACAUCCACCAUUUGGAGGCUCCAGAAAUCAGCGCCCGCCCUGAAAGCCCAGGGAGGCCGGUGACUCUCAUGACUCGGGGGGCAAAGCCUAGUGUCACUCAGGAGCCCGCGUGGCCUGAGCUGGCAGGGGCAGUAAGGACGCAGGCAGUCAGCGGGCCCACGGGAGACACCCUUCCCACUGCCCACCGACUCCCACCGUGGGAGCAAACGUUUAAAAAGCAUGCCAUCUGCGCAGAAGGCUCUGGAAAAGCAGCAGAGUUGCUCUGAGCGGCUUCUAUCCGUGUGGAAUAGCUGGAAUCGUGAGCCUGUGUCACCUGGGGUGACAUGGAACUUUUUAUCACUGUAAAAACAAUAGGUCUUAGCAAGCUGGUGCGUUCACUGAGGACAGGUGGACAUCAGCUGAUACACGUCACGGACAGCAUGGAUUUGACACCUGCCCUGUUAUGACUUCAAGUAAAGAACAGAGUGAGGCUUUGCAAACCUUUGGAACAGCAAGAAUAACAAGUACUAAGUGUAUUUCAAAUGUUAUUCCUUUCCUUGUGGGUGUCAGAAGCUCAGGCAACGGGAAGUGUAACAUAGAGCAAAAUGUAAAUCCAAUUUGAGGUUUUAAUCUUAGCUUCAUGAAUUUGGCUAGCAAGCUACCUUGCUGAGGGAAAAAACAUGAUGUCCUUCGUAAAGAGGGAAUACAUAUUUUCUUACGAAAGAGGGACUUACAUGUCUUGUUUCCAUAAUGCUCUCCAGAAUGUGUGCCUGGCCUUGAGAGAGAGCAAGAAAUCCAGGUGUAAUCUGUGUCUGUGCUUAAAUUUGGCCCCGAAUGCCUCCCGACUUUGGGCUCCAGGAAGAAUAGAGCCAGAAAGGGGGAGAGGGACAUGCCACGAGGUGCCAGCUGUGGGAAAUCCAUCUGGAGGGGGAUGACAGGAGGCAGAGUCCCCGAGGGAGAGAGGCAGCAUCAAGGCACCAUCCCGGGGCCGGUAAGAGUCAGUCUGCAGGAGGGCACAUCAGCCGUGGAACAGUCACCAGGACGGCAGCCGCUCGGGUGGACAAGAUCAGUGAUGCCAGCAAGAGAUGGGGACCACGAGGGGCUCUCUGGUGCACAGAACUGUCUGACGGGGCACAGACCCUCCUCCCAGAACUCCUUAUCCAGUUCCUCAAACUGAGAGCAAACAGUACCUGUGAGCAGUCGGGAGAGUCUGAGGAAUAACUGGGAGAAUAUCCAAGAGGAAGGCACAUUUCCAGCUAGUCAGGACGGUAACAUUUAAGGCCUCAAGCUCUAAGACAUGACUACAAUUUCUUUCUUUCUUUUUUUAAAUCUUUUUUAAAUUUGCUUAAUCUUUUUUAUCUUUUUUAUUUUUUUAUUUUUUAAUCUUUUUUAAAUUUUUAAAUUUUUUAUAAUGUCUUUGUUUACAUCAUAUCGAUUUUAUUUAUUUACAAAUGUCUUGAAGAAUAAUUUAUACGCAAUAAAUCACGCAUGUCUAAAGUAUACAAUUUGAUGUUUUGGAAGAUACACACAUCCACGAACCCACCACAAUCAGGAUCCCACCCAUCUCCAACACGCCCCAGGGUUCUCCUGCCGUCAGGAGCACCUCUUUCCCUCCACACUGGCUCAGGCCACCACGAGACGCGUCCCGUCACUAUAGAUUAGAGCGCAUUUGCUAAAGUUGUAUGUAAAUAGGGUCAUUCAGCACGUACUCCUUGGAGCCUGGCUUCACUCACUAAGCUAAAGAAUGUCGAGACUCCUCCACGUUGUUUCAAACAGCCGCAACACAGUCCUUUUUCUGGCUAGAUAACAUGCCAUUGGACAGACCACAUUGCCAUUAUCCGUCUAUCUGUAAAUGGACAUUUGCAUUGUUUCAUUCGUCAUUAGUAAAAAUAAAACCGCUAUGAAAUCACA
Molecule: messenger RNA, 6276 nt
Organism: Ailuropoda melanoleuca (giant panda)
Lineage: Eukaryota; Metazoa; Chordata; Mammalia; Carnivora; Ursidae
Gene: FCRL3
Product: Fc receptor like 3
Exons: 12
Coding region: 147-2414 (755 amino acids)
Biological process (GO): cell surface receptor signaling pathway; immune response
Cellular component (GO): external side of plasma membrane
Molecular function (GO): transmembrane signaling receptor activity
Source: RefSeq, a predicted model, not a curated record